CCGCCUCCCCCUCCCCCCUCUCGGGUUCCUCAUCGUCAUCGUCGUCGCUCGCCAGCUAUCAGCGGGCUGGAGCAGCAGAGAACCAGGCUUAACGCAGACUGUUGCCGCCUUGACUCCUUUUCUUCACUUGACGGAGCUUUUGGGACAAAUUGUCCGACAAUUUGGAGGCCCUUUCUCGUCUGGACGCUCCUUCCAAUGCCGAGCUUGGAGAAGCUAGCCGGGCUAGCUUCUCUCUCGGCUAUCAGCAUCACCGUUUGCAAACUCUUCUUUUAGUCGCCUUUUCGACCCCGUCCAACUCUUGACGUGUGUUGUCGCGUCUGCGUUGAGCGGCCCUUCGUGUGCGCGCAGAGUUGACAGCAACUUGUUCGGGGUUGGCGUGUUAUUUUAUUAUUUUUUUGCCGAGUAUGUAGGUCAGUGUCGCCGAGAGAUGUGGGUCAUCGCCGCUUAGUCCAGCAACUGCUUAGCAACACGGCUAAUUGCUAACUCAGAGCUUUUUUGUUAUUGUUUUUAUUUUUUUAAGUAGCUGAUUAGAACCCAGCUAAUUGUUAGCUCAUUGGGAGCACGGCUAUCUGCUAACAUAGUUUUGUUUUCAUAUAUUGUGUAUUUUUUGUUAGCUCACAGUAACCCAGCUAAGUGUUAGCUUCUUAGCAAAACGGCUAACAGUUAACUUAGUUACGCGGUGCUAGCAGAGUUUCACAUCUUUAUUGCUUAAAGAGAAACUCGGCUAAAUGUUAACUCGUUAGCAACACGGAUAAGUAAUCCGUCAUAGUUUAAAGGCUUUUUUUUAGCUCAUAGGAACUUAGCUAAAUGUAAUUUCCUUUGCAACAUGGGUAACUUGGCUAUUCUGUAUUUUAUUUUUGCUGUUAUCUUAUAGUAACCCAGCAAGUGUUAGCUCCUUAUUUACACAGCUACCUCCCUGAGUAACUCAGCAUAUAGACUAUUAUUUCAUGCCAAUUUAAAAUUCUACAUUCUCCUAUUUUGACUCUGACAUUCAGUGUUAGCAGAGUUGAGCUCACGUGGCUUCCGUUGAUCGAAGAGUUCAUUUUAAAAGGCAUCAAACACACUGCUCGUUUUUUAGUGUGAUUUAAAAAUUUAAUGUAAGCCGUGUCCUCAGUGGCGCCUUGGCGGAGGUCGUGGGUCAUGUGCAGUUUGCAGCCGCGAUCCCUCCGCGUCUAGCCAGCCAGCAGGAGGCGCAAGAGGAGGCAUAGGGGCAGCCCCAAGGAUGGCCUUCCACGACGCAGGCCGCCAGACGCUUUGUGGCGACCUGUUUUCUGGCUCCGACUUGGCCCACAAGUACUUCUACGUUAACUCGUCUUGCGGUGCCCCCUCGGCCGCCCUCAGCGCCACACCGUGUGUCAGCGGGCCUCCCGCCGUUCCAGCGGGGACACCCCGGCACCCAACCGCCCUGGGGGGCGGCGCCGGCGGGGGGGCCGCCGUGCCACAGCCGUACAGCAACCCGGCCAGCGAAGUGCCCAGCCCGGCCGAGAUGGAGCCCGAUCGGCCCAUCGGAUACGGAGCCUUUGGUGUGGUCUGGUCGGUGACGGACCCUCGAGACGGCCGGAAAGUGGCGCUGAAGAAGAUGCCCAACGUCUUCCAGAACCUGGUGUCGUGCAAGCGCGUCUUCCGAGAGCUGCGCAUGCUGUGCUUCUUCAAACACGACAACGUGCUGUCGGCCUUGGACAUUUUACAGCCGCCGCAGAUCGACUGUUUUGAGGAGAUCUAUGUGAUCACGGAGCUGAUGCAGAGUGACCUUCACAAGGUCAUCGUGUCCCCUCAGCCGCUCACCAGCGACCACAUCAAGGUCUUCCUCUACCAGAUCCUGCGAGGCCUCAAGUAUCUCCACUCUGCCGGCAUUCUGCAUCGCGACAUCAAACCCGGGAAUCUCCUGGUCAACAGCAACUGCCUGCUCAAGAUUUGCGACUUUGGUCUGGCACGCGUAGAGGAGCCGGACCCGUCACGUCACAUGACCCAGGAGGUGGUGACGCAGUACUACCGAGCCCCCGAGGUGCUGAUGGGCUGCCGCCAUUACGGCUCGGCCAUCGACGUGUGGUCGGUGGGGUGCAUCUUUGCCGAGCUGCUGGGCCGCCGCAUCCUCUUUCAGGCACAGAGUCCCAUCCAGCAGCUGGACCUGAUUACGGACCUGCUGGGAACGCCGCCUCUGUCUGCCCUGGCGUCAGCCUGCGAGGGCGCCCGGGCUCACAUCCUGCGCGGCCCGCAUAAACCCCCGUCGCUGUCGGUGUUGUACAUGUUAUCAGACGGCGCCACCCACGAGGCGGUGCACCUGCUGUGUCGUAUGCUGGUUUUUGAUCCGGCUAAGCGUAUCUCCGGCGGCGACGCGCUGUCACACCCGUACCUGGACGAGGGCCGCCUGCGCUACCACACGUGCAUGUGCCAGUGCUGCUACUCAGUGCCCAGCGGGCGCGUCUACACCCGAGACUUCGAACCGGCCGCCGAGCGGCCCUUCAGCCACAGCUAUGAGAGCAGCCUGCUGUCCGUGUGGCAAGGCAAAGAACUGAUCCAUCGCUUCGUCACGGAGCACCAGCAAGGCAAGCGGGUCCCGCUGUGCAUCAACCCUCAGAGCGCCGCCUUCAAGACCUUCAUCAGGUCCACCGCCUGGCACUCGUCCAAGGUGUCCCGCAAGGAGGAGAGAUGAGCAGCCUUUCCCCCUUACUCUCCCUCCUCCUCCUCCUCCUCUUCGCUGCCUCAACCAACCUUGAUGUCCACUUUCCCUGCACGUGAACAAAAGCGAGUGGCGGCGACAGGCUCCGCCCACUGCGGCGGCUCCCCGGGUGCUGAGGACAGGAAAAAAAAUAGCUUCUGCUGCUGAAAAGGAAAAAAAGGUUUUGUGAGUAGAAAUGUUGAUUUUUGUUGGCUUUAGCAUUCCACACGCUCCAUGUAGCAGGGUGUCGUGUAGCGCCCCCCUCCUCGGUGUUCACACACUCCUCGCGCUCGGCAGCAGAGCAUGCUGGGAAAUCGUUCGACUUUCAUUCCUCUUAUGUCUUUUGUUUUUAGGACAGGAAGUGCAAUGUGUGUUCACACAACUGAUGUGUGUGUGUGUGUUAUAAGUUAUUGCGUAAGAAUUGGCCGCCAUGAUGGCGCCUGAACGUGACGACCCCCCCGAAGCCGUCAUGACGGCACCAUUCCUCCCAACCAAAACCGUGUGUAUAAAAGAAUGUGUGACAAAAUUAAAGUGUUUUGGGGGUAAGAAAAGAUGGACAGUAACCCCUUUUUGUAGCUCCCCAGACUCCAUAUGUAAUUCUAAAAAUGUUGUGGCCAAUAUAUUUGUAAGGUGUGCAUGAAAUGCUAAAUUGUGGCCAGAAAAAGUGCAGAAAGAAGAACAGAAACUCUGACUACCACGUACCGAUUUUGUGACCACAAUAUAAUCAUUCGUGAUCAUAACGCGGGCAUAACGAAAUACUCACCUGUGGUCACAAAGCAAAUGGAGUGCACCGUUGCAAGAAACUGCAACUUGACUUUUCUGCAGAAGGUUGCUUAAUAUGCAACAAAUGAUAUACAGUGGGACAAAAAAGUAUUUAGUCAGCCACCAAUUGUGCAAGUUAUCCCACUUGAAAGAUAAGAGAUGCCUGUAAGUUUCAUCAUAGGUACACUUCAACUAUGAGAGACAACAUUUAAAAAAAAAAAAUCCAGAUAAUCACAUUGUCUGAUUUUUAAAGAAUUUAUUUGCAAAUUAUGGUGGAAAAUAUUUCUUUGUUACUUUGGUCCUAGCUCUCUGCAGGUCAUUCACUCGGCCCCUCCGUGUUUUUCUGGGAUUUUUGUUCACCAUUCUUGUGAUCAUUUUGACCCCAUGGGGUGAGAUCUUGCUUGGAGCCCCAGAUCGAGGCUAUUAUUGACCAAAUACUUAUUAUAUAUCUCAUAGUUGGAGUGUACCUAUGAUGAAAAUUACAGCCAUCUUUCAGAUGGGAGAACUUGCACAAUUGGGGGCUGACUAAAUACUUUUUUGCCCCACUGUAUUUGUGGCCACAAGUUAGCAUGUUAGAUUAAUUUGAUGGCCACCAUUUCUUUAGUCGCCCCCCCCUCCCCCAAAUCAUGUGUGUGGCUGUGUACCUUUUGAAGUCAUUCUUAAGUGUAUUUUUAACUGGUUAGCAUUAGUUUGUUUGAGGAACUUGGUGGAACUUUUUUGGACUUCGCCGCUCGGCUCUCACGGUUGUUUACUGGUAUUGAUUCAGUACGGCGCUCAUGUUUGAAGUGUUUUAGCUGACUUGUUUUCCCCGUUUUUUGACAAAUACUUGAAGUUAACGUAGAGAGUGAUGAUCAAUAAAAAUGACACUGGACAGACAA
Messenger RNA from Syngnathus acus (greater pipefish), 4299 nucleotides. RefSeq names its product nemo-like kinase, type 1 (gene nlk1). NCBI's taxonomy places the organism in Eukaryota, Metazoa, Chordata, Actinopteri, Syngnathiformes, Syngnathidae. Gene Ontology annotation, biological process: protein phosphorylation; intracellular signal transduction. Bases 1223 to 2653 code for a protein of 476 amino acids. Gene Ontology annotation, cellular component: cytoplasm; nucleus. The transcript is spliced from 11 exons. The record is from RefSeq and is a predicted model, not a curated record. Gene Ontology annotation, molecular function: ATP binding; MAP kinase activity.